Messenger RNA from Lipotes vexillifer (Yangtze River dolphin), 441 nucleotides. The record is from RefSeq and is a predicted model, not a curated record. Lineage: Eukaryota; Metazoa; Chordata; Mammalia; Artiodactyla; Lipotidae.
AUGUCCCCGGGGAGCGGCGUGAAGAGCGAAUACAUGAAGCGCUACCAGGAGCCGCGCUGGGACGAGUACGGGCCGUGCUACCGCGCGCUGCUCCACUACCGCCUGGGCCGCCGGCUGCUGGAGCAGGCGCACGCGCCCUGGCUGUGGGACGACUGGGGCCCGGCCUGCGCCUCGGACGACUCGGCGUCGUCGGCGUCCUCGGGCGCCGGGGCCCCCGCGCCCCAGUGCGCCCCGGCCUCGCCGCCGCCGCCCGUGGAGCCAGCGGCGCGCGAGGAGCCGGAGCAGCGGGCGCGCGCGGCCCCGGAGGAGGAGCGGGGCGCGGAGGCCGCGGGGGACGCGGAGGCCAGGGACGCGGAGGCCGCGGAGAACUCGGCGCUGCCAGGUACCUGGCCGGGGAGGGCCCCGCUCGCGGGACUGGAUUUGCUCUUGGGUCUCCUCUGA